AUGGGCAGUAAUCUAACGGAAGACGGCACAGGCGGCUUACUAAUAACCCCGGGUGCAGAAGGGGUCCUUGAUCUAAGAAUUCUCGAGCCCCUUCCUAUUGACAAAGAACGAGCAGGUCAAACUUGGGAUCAGAUGCCCACAGAAGGAAACUUCUCUAAAGGCUCUAUGAUUGAGCAGGAGAUGAAAAUAGACCAUCUGAUAGGUCUCUCACGACUCCUAUUCCACGUACGGAAGAUGCUCCCUAACCUUAUAAUCAUGUUUCUAAGCAGCUGGCUCCGCUCAGACGCUCUUUAA
Messenger RNA from Penicillium argentinense, 294 nucleotides. RefSeq lists its product as uncharacterized. Bases 1 to 294 code for a protein of 97 amino acids. The transcript has 2 exons. The record is from RefSeq and is a predicted model, not a curated record. NCBI's taxonomy places the organism in Eukaryota, Fungi, Ascomycota, Eurotiomycetes, Eurotiales, Aspergillaceae.